Molecule: messenger RNA, 2783 nt
Organism: Chlamydomonas reinhardtii
Lineage: Eukaryota; Viridiplantae; Chlorophyta; Chlorophyceae; Chlamydomonadales; Chlamydomonadaceae
Exons: 15
Coding region: 132-1916 (594 amino acids)
Source: RefSeq, a predicted model, not a curated record
CGUGUGCGAUACAGCAGGGUAGUAGCAACCUGCUUAAGAGCGGGGCAGCGAGCCGUAACAUCAACGUUGUGACGAGUAACCGCGCAGCUUGUCACAAACACGAGGCUCGUUUGGCAGCCGAACUCUAGACCAUGUCUCGUCACCACCAGCCCCGGGCCGGCUCGGCCCUGGCUUCAUCCCUACUCCUGGCGGCGGCCCUGCUGCUGACCUCGUGGGCGGCAGCGCCCGCGUCAGCCGAGGAGUUCUCCGGCUGCCUGCCUUCCAUUGGCCUGUCGCUGCGGCGGCUGAGCUCGUUCAAGUCGGGCAACUGGACCGGCACCACCUCCAUGGAAGUCAUGGACUACGACCCCUUCUCCAAGCUCUCGGCUGUGGUGGAGGCGCGCGCGGCGAGCGUGCUUGCGCUGCUGGUUGUGAACCACGCCGAUCCCGCCAACCCCUCCAUCCACCUGCGCAUCAACGUUAGCUCCUCAGCCGGAGAGGGCGACACCGUGGGAGUGCCCAACAGCGUGGCUGUGUACAACGGCUACGCGGCGCUGUCGCUGGACGGCGUGCCCUCCACCGCCCCCGGCAUCCUGCGCAUCUACAACCUGGCCAGCGGCGUCAAGGUGGGCGAGACCGUUCUGCCCGGCUGCGCCAUGCCCGACUCCGUGGCGUGGACCCGCGACGGCGGCCGCCUUGUGGUGGCAUGCGAGGGCGAGCCAGCAACCCAGGAGGUCCGCGGCUCCGACCCGAAUGUGGACCCCAACCCCGUGGGCGCCAUUGCCAUCGUGACCGCCACCCGCACCGGCUCCUUCACGCCCGUGGGAUCCUUCCCCACCUACUUCUACAGCCUGAGCUCCAAGCUGCUCAGCUUCCAGACCUACAUCGACUCGCUGUCUGGCAAGGCCUACUCCACGCUUCUGGACAAGGGCCUGAAGAUCGACCCGCGACUGUCCAAGUCGACCGCGGGCCGUGACAUCGAGCCUGAGUACGUUGCCAUUCCCUCGGACCGCAAGAACCUCAACGCAUACGUCACCCUCCAGGAGAACAACGCCGUGGCUGUGAUCGACCUGACGGCGGGCCGCGAGCGCAUCAAGUCCAUCUGGCCGCUGGGCUGGAAGAACUGGUCCCGCCACGCCAUCGACCCCUCCGAUAGGGACGGCACCCGCCUGCGCACCGUGCCCGGCCUCUACUCCUGGCUGCAGCCCGACACCAUCGUGCACGAGGCCAUCGGCGCCCGCAGCUAUCUGUUCAUUGCCAACGAGGGCGACUCCAAGUCUGAGUCCCUGUCCGUCAAGGACCUCACGGCGGCGGCACUGGACCCCGAGGUGUUCCCCAACGCCACAGCGCUGGUGGCGGACGCGGAGCUUGGCCGCCUGGCCAUUGACCCGCUGUCGGGCCUGAAGAAGGGCUACGACAGGUCCAAGACCUUCGACAAGCAGGGGCCUUACGACAAGCUGUUUGCGUACGGCGGCCGGUCGUGGGCCAUCCUGGACGCGGGUAACGGCCGUGUGGUUUACGAGAGCGGCGACGAGCUGGAGCAGCUGACUGCCAACCACCCCGUCGCCUCGCGCUGCUUCAACUGCGACCGCGACCGCAACCUUCCGGACACACGCUCCGACAACGCCGGGCCCGAGCCCGAGGCGUUGGAGGUUUUCAAGCUCGGCAGCAGGACGUAUGCGGCCAUCGGUCUGGAGCGCAUGGGCGGGUUCGUGCUGUACGACGUGAGCACCCCCGCCAACCCCAUCCUGGGCGGCUACGUCUACAACCGCAACUUCGACCCCGCGCUGGGCUCCAACGCAGCAGCCCUUGGCGACCUGGCGCCCGAGGGGAUCAAGUUUGUGGCUGCGGGCGACAGCAACAGCGGCAAGCCGCUGCUGCUGCUGUCCAACGAGGUGUCGUCCACCGUCAGCGCCUGGGAGAUCAGCAACUGCUAAGAAAGGAGUUGAUUUGAGGUGGAAUGUGUCGUGGCGGCCUCUGGGUGAUUACGCAAUGCGCCUAUGCCGCUUACUUGGAUGGCAGCGACACCGACUGACCACAAUGAUGCAACGCACGCAGUGAUCCGGUCAUGCAUUCACGUAAUCUGUUGCAGCACUGAGGUUCAUGACAGCGAGCCGUGCCUAGCCGUGCGUGCGCGAUGGCGCCGAUUCUCUUCCUUCUCCACUGAUCCACUACCCACACGCACUUUCUUUUGUGCCGGAUCAACCAGGAUAAACGGACCACGUUGACGAACCCAUUAUCUCAACGGUUGUGAUUUUUACACCAUGGAUUAGGGAUGCACGGAUUGCUGCAAUCCAAGGCUGCAAUGAAUGUAUGGGUGGCGGUGUGGUGCUGGCACGCAUGCGGCUUGCUACGGUUGCGCAUACGGUAGCCUUUCCUCUAGAAGCCGACACAAUCAUCUUCAUCCAACACCAUUGCAUUGCGUGAUUAUCACGCUUGGAGAAAGGCAGGGACCUGGGUUGACUAGAUGUGGGCACGACGUUACGUGAAUGGGUGUCAGUGAGGUUGGACGGAACAUACAGCAGGGGACAAUGUACGGUAUGCCGCAAUUUUCUGGGGAUUGUGAGGCAAACAGAGACCGGUGCGUGAGGACAUUGGUAUACGGUAUCUCCUGCUGUGGUGUGGGAUGCGAAGUGCAGUUAUCCCCAGGGCGAGCUAGCCCUCGCCUGCUGCUGGCUAGUCCGCUGCGCCCAAUCACCACAGCACGGGGUCGUGGCACGCUGUACUGCGGCAGAGGACACUUGCCAACAGCUGACUCGGGCAACAGCUAGUGCCGGCCGUGCUUCAAAGGCAAAGCAUUAUCC